AUGAUUGUUGACUUAGAGCCAGGAUCCAGCAUAUCUUAUGUCUUGUCCCAGAGAAAUAUACUUGCAGUUGCAGCAAAGGAUUACGCACUUAUACUAGGAAUGCCUGGAACAGGCAAGACAUCUACGAUGGUGCAUGCUGUGAAAGCCUUGUUGAUUAGAGGUGCAUCCAUUUUGCUUACGUCCUACACAAACUCUGCUGUUUGA
This is a messenger RNA of Prunus armeniaca (apricot), 204 nucleotides long. The record is from the annotation of a GenBank genome assembly. Lineage: Eukaryota; Viridiplantae; Streptophyta; Magnoliopsida; Rosales; Rosaceae.